AUGUAAUGGACCCCGUGCUUGCGACGUCAUCAGUCCGCGUCGACUGUGUUGGUGGGGUUAUAGGUUUCCCCACGAAGAGAAGUAAAGAAACAGUGGUGAAUUGAGAAGAAAAAUGUCUGGAAGUUUCUAUUUCGUCAUUGUUGGUCACCAUGACAACCCAGUCUUCGAAAUGGAGUUUCUUCCUGCUGGCAAAGCAGAAUCAAAGGAUGACCAUCGGCACCUCAACCAGUUCAUAGCUCAUGCUGCUCUCGACCUGGUGGAUGAAAACAUGUGGUUGUCAAACAACAUGUACCUGAAAACGGUUGACAAGUUCAACGAGUGGUUCGUCUCUGCCUUUGUCACAGCUGGGCAUAUGAGGUUUAUCAUGCUCCAUGAUGUAAGACAGGAAGAUGGGAUAAAGAACUUUUUUACUGAUGUAUAUGACUUGUAUAUUAAAUUUGCAAUGAACCCAUUUUAUGAAGCCAACACGCCGAUCAGAUCAACAGCCUUUGACCGAAAAGUCCACUUUCUUGGCAAGAAGCACCUCCUGAGUUAAGAGAGGAUCCAGCCCUGCUGUAAAUCUGCUAUGAAUUCACAACAGUUGUUGAAUGUUUCUGAUUUAAGGUGGUUUAUACCUCUUUAUGUACCUCAUGUGGCAGCCCCAAAUGCACCUUAUGCUUUUCCUUUAAGUGGGUAUUUCAGUGAAGUUUUCCUCUGAACAUUUAUUCUAAUUAAAACAUUUUUUUUUUGAAAACCUGAAAUGUUCUAAUGUGGUAGCUGUUAACUUUUUUGUGUGUAUUUGGGGACUUUUUUUUUACCUUUUGUUGGGCAGGAUCUCAGAAAACCUUUAAAUAAAUAAGUAUAAAUUCAAUAGAAUGCAGGUUUAAAAAGUAAAUGAGAAUGAAAAAGUGUUUUAUAAAACUUUUUAAAAAGACCUGCACAAAUCUACAGGAAUUUAAAUAUGAACAGUACUUAUCAUCUGAUAUGCAUAUUAAAAGUAUUCAUUUUCAAUAUCCAAAAACUUUAUUGCAGAAAAAUUUUACUAUAGAAGUGGUUUAAAGCUUUUUUUGUCCAGUGAAGAGACUACCUAUAAACUGGAAUUUGAAACACCAAAAGAAAUCACACCUGAUGGGUUUCACUCUGAGAAGCUCUUAUUCAUCAAACCUUAAGGCCACUGAAGUCCAUAGCACCACGACUUAAGGAAUUACCUUUUUUUAGAGACUGUCAGUUAGAAAUCAAUUUUCUGCUUCACAGAAACAUUGGCAGAGCAAGAGAUGGCCAGAGUUUUUAGGCUUUUCUAGUGCAAAGCAGAGAUGAGCAAUGAUAACGAAAGUAGAUACUGUAUCUAAGGCCGAUGAUAUCAUUACAAGGCCGAGCCCUCAUGCUUUACAUCAGGGAACACAGGGGUCAGGGCUUCAAAAUCAUAUCCAGUGUUGGCCAGUGUUUUAAGGAGUCUGCCUGAUUCCCGUUAUCGCAAGACUGGUGAUGGUUUGGAGGACAAAUGGGCUAAGAAGGAGGGGAAUCAUAUUCAGAAACACAGUGCCCUUAUCAUGCUGCUAUAUGCCCAUGUUGCAAAACUUUGUCACAGCUCUGUCAUGGAGGCAGACUGUGUCAGCCAGGCAGCAAGAGUGGAUAUUAAUGAGGGGUGAAGGCACAGGAAAAGUUUUACAAUUACUUUAGACUUUGUGGUUUACAUUUCUCACAUACUUUGACUUUUUUGUGAGAACUUGUGCUUUGCAAUCAUUUUAACAUGAAGAAAAGUAAAAAUACAGAAUCCAAAGCAGUGAACAUUGUAAAUACCCACGUAAAGGAUAUAUUUUGGGAACCCAGUUAGUUGUGCCACUUUUUGACUGUUCUGAUUAGCAUCUUCAUUUUUUUUACUUUACCUGUAGGCCAAUUUACAGCACUAACAGACUCUUGUGCUAAUACACAUUGUCUUGCUUGUGUGAGGAUACCUGUAUGUGAUAAUGUACUUAGUAUGUCUUCCCUUAUGCUGUAUCAUUACAUUAUAGUACUGACCUGAUCCUCAGAAGAGGUCAACAGUGUCUUUUUUUCUUAAGGAAGCUUAAGUAUUUUAAGGUCGAUGAUUCCUUGUUGAUUUUGUUCGACCGGUCCUUCCCUGAAUCUGUUCUAACUUUUACCCUGAUUUGCUGGUUUGGCAACCUGAAUCUGAGAAGCAAGAACAAACUGGGCAGCCUUGUGAAAAUAUGUCAGAGGGUCAUUGGUGUUGAUCUUCUGGCCCUCUAUCAUUUGUGUGUUUUGUGUAAAGCAAAAUCCAUCUGCAAUGAUCCUUUACACCCCUUGUUUAACAACUUCCAGUUACUCCCAUCAGAAUGCAGAUACCGACUCCCCAACUCCAAAACCAACAGAUUCCAGUUCUCAUUCAUACAUGUAGCCAUAUCGUUAUUUAACACUUGACCUUCAAUGUAAAUAUGUAUGUAUAUUGUUGUUCCUAUCUUUUUUUUCCUUCUGUCUGAACACUAGCACUGCUGCUGUAAAACAACUUGUGCCCACCUCUCCAGGAAUAAUAAUAAUAAAGACACUCUUAUAUACUCUGAAUAUUAA
Molecule: messenger RNA, 2544 nt
Organism: Lepisosteus oculatus (spotted gar)
Lineage: Eukaryota; Metazoa; Chordata; Actinopteri; Semionotiformes; Lepisosteidae
Source: RefSeq, a predicted model, not a curated record